Messenger RNA from Anguilla rostrata (American eel), 9550 nucleotides. RefSeq names its product latent-transforming growth factor beta-binding protein 2-like. The transcript has 40 exons. The record is from RefSeq and is a predicted model, not a curated record. Gene Ontology annotation, molecular function: calcium ion binding. The coding region runs from base 548 to 6721 and encodes 2057 amino acids. Lineage: Eukaryota; Metazoa; Chordata; Actinopteri; Anguilliformes; Anguillidae.
UCAAAAAUUUCCCGGUGACUUCAGAUCCAAGGAGGUGGUCAGAUCUGUGGGAGCACGAUUCAAACCAGAGAACUUUCAGUUUGAGCCGUAGUGCAGUUUCAGACUUGGAAUCGCAUCUCUGCCUGCAGUUUUCACUUUGGAGAAAAACAUGAGAUGCAACGGGCGGAUAAACAUUGAACGCAAUCCAUGAGAUAGGCUACACAACAAUCUCCUUGUGAUAACAGAGCGAAUUGUGAAACGAUUUUCUCAAAUUUUAUCGUUCGCAUUUUAACUUGGAGAGCAAUUUCUUGCCUAGAUUUUUUGUUUUGCAGUUGCGCAUUGAAACUUUACCUGUGCAUUAUGAAAAGGAUAAAUCAAUGAAAUCUACACGCUUGCUUGCGCAUUUAUUUUUGUUAACAGAUUUCUUCAUUCGAAUGAAAGAAAAUCCCGCUUAGGUUGUGAUUGCGGAUGACUUCAGAAGCGAACCUUGUUAAGUGUAAUUAAGAAACAGCCGUAAUAUCAGAAUAAUAUUGGAUAAUUGCUUCUGUUUGUUGUUUUGGAUUUGAAAAUGGAUCGUUUUGGGAUUUUUGUUUCAUUAGUAUUAACUAUUGUACUAGCACAAAUGUGUGACAGUCAAAAGGACUUUGCAGGUGGCAGGCACGAGGGUGCAGGCGCUCGAGAUGUGUGGGAUCAGGAACGUGCGCGAGCCAGAAAUCAGGGUCACAGUACUGGGGGAAUUGGAGACGAUUCCUCGGCCAGACAACCGACUGAAAGUUCGUACAGGACUCAUAACAAUAACUCACGUUCAGGCAGGGGGACUGAACAGCUGAAGAGCGCAUUGUCACAGCAAGAAAGUAGACACGCGACUGUGGUUGAAACUGGUAGCCCAGUUACACCACAGAAAACGGAUGCAUCGUACAAGGAGUGGGACUCUACCGUUCCUUCGGACAGCACACGCAUAACCCCAAAUCAACGAACAGCUAGCAACCCAUCUCAGCAAAGACACCGGAUAACUACCAGGCAGAACCCUACUGGUAGCGGAAAUAAACCCAGGACUACAAGUCUUAGACGUCUUGUUGGGCCCAACGUAUGUGGAGGACAGCAAUGCUGUUCUGGAUGGGCUGUGGCCCCGGGGACAAAUCGAUGCAUCAAGCCGGACUGCCAGCCCCCCUGCCAGAACCGGGGCUCCUGCAGCCGACCCCACACCUGCGUGUGCCGUUCCGGGUUCCAGGGCGCCCACUGCGAGGAGGUGGCCCCGGAGCAGGUGUACAUCCGCACGGGCGCCUCCCGGGCCCUCAUGCCCGUCCGGCCCGGCGGCGGCGGCAGCGGCGGCGCCCAGCAGCAGCGCAGGAGGCCCGGCGGCGGCAGCACCAGGACUCAGACUCCCAGACCGCAGGCCCCAGUCACGAGACGGCCCCUUGCCACCGCGUCUCAGGUGAGACGAGGAUCGGCGGACUCCUCCCCCCAGCAAACAGGGAUGUCCCGGACCGUCAAGCGCUACCCAUCAUCCAACUGGCCUAUCACCUCCAAUGCUCUGCCCAAUGGGAACGGCAACAGACAUCAUAGCGACCAGAGACUCACCGUCGACCGCCAGGGGGGUGACAACCUCAACAAUGCUGUGGCCCCCAUAGGGGCCAACGGCACCUCCAGCCUGGACCGCAUCAAGAUCGUCUUCACCCCCAUGGUCUGCCGGCGGACCUGCAGCGGCGGCCGCUGCUUCAACAGCUGCGAGAAGGGCGACACCACCACUGUCUACAGCGAGAACCAGAACCAGAACCAGCAGCCCAAGCCCCAGGGCUUCCGCCUCUUCUUCUGUCAGCUUCCCUGCAUGAACGGCGGACGCUGCAUCGGGAGGGACCAGUGCUGGUGCCCGUCAAACUCCACGGGGAAGUUCUGUCACCUCCCCGCCCCCCCUCCUCAGAAGCCCCAGCCCGCCCAGAAAGAGGUCGCCCAGCCCGGACACAACUCGCACUCCAUGUACACCCUGCCCCUCUCCAACCAGCAAGCCUCCAUGCACCCAUCCCUGGUGAAUGUGCACAUCCAGCAUCCGCCCGAGGCAGAGGUGCAGAUCCACCAGGUGGCCCGGGUCAAGCCUGGCCAGAUGCCCCCUGCCGGGCGGGACACCAGCGCAGAUGGGGUGCACUCUGUGCAGCAGCGCUCCCAGCCAGGGAACGGGAACGGGAACGGGAACGGGAGCGGGAAGGGCAUCGACAACGGCAACGGCAACGGCAACGGCCACACCAGGCCACACAGCCGGCAGAAUGGCUACGUGGGCAGGUGCUUCCAGGAGACCAUUGACGGACAGUGCGGUAAGCCACUUCCCGGCCUGACCAAACAGGACGACUGCUGUGGCAGCGUGGGAGCCUCCUGGGGUCUGAACAAGUGCACAGAAUGCCCCCCCAAACCAGCCUAUGCAGUGAUUGCAAAUGGCCAAGUCGAGUGCCCUAAAGGUUACAAGAGGAUGAACCUGACUCAUUGCCAAGAUAUAAACGAGUGCCUGAUGCCUGGGAUUUGUAAGAACGCGGAGUGUCUGAACACCAAAGGUAGCUACAGGUGCACCUGCAAGCCCGGAUACAUGCUGGACGCUGCCAGGAGCCACUGCGUCUCGGACAAGGCCGUUUCCGACAAGAGGGGCGUGUGCUACCGCUCCACGUCGGCCGGGACCUGCUUCCUGCCCCUCACCCAGCACAUCACCAAGCAGAUCUGCUGCUGCAGCCGCGUGGGCAAGGCCUGGGGCCCGGCGUGUGAACGGUGCCCGGUGCCCGACACAGACCAUUUUAAGGAGAUCUGCCCGGCUGGCCAUGGCUACACUUACUCCAGGUCAGACAUACAGAUCUCAUUACGGCAGGUGGAGGAGGAGGAGCUGAGGAGGACCGACGAAUCCCAGCAUCCACUGCCCCCUCCUCACCACCAUCGCCCCCAGCAACCCCAAAUCCCACAGUAUCCCUCGUUCAUUCACCCUGACACUGAGCCUCCCAGGACACCCAUCUGGCAACCAGAAGAUGUUGAAAUAUUGAGAACACCUGCUGCUGUGACAGAUUCUCCCUCGAGGAAUCAAGAUGUGUUAGAGAGGACCACCCCCCACUAUACCAUCAACCUGAAGCCAGAGCCUGAGGGCCGCGACACCACAUCCAUAAACGUUGUUACCCAGGUUACAGAUGUUGACAGAUGUUCCAUCACCCCCACCAUCUGUGGUCCAGGGGUGUGUGUGCCAGUGCAGACGGGCUAUACCUGCCACUGCCACCCGGGCUACCAGCUCAAUGCACUGCAGACUAAGUGUUUGGACGUUAAUGAGUGCGACAGCGACCCCUGUGGAGGCAAAGGGCACUGCCUGAACAGUCUUGGCUCCUACACUUGCCACUGCUAUACUGGUUACAGCCAGGUCAUCACUCAGAACAAGAGGUUCUGCCAAGAUGUGAACGAGUGUGACAUGCCCAACAAGUGCCCGGGCAGCCGCUGCAUCAAUACAGAGGGCUCCUACACCUGCGAGUGCGAGAGUGGCUAUGCCAAGAGCUGGAGAGGGCAGUGCGAGGACAUAGACGAGUGCCGAAAGCCCAACGCCUGUCCCGAAGGAAGAUGUCUGAACACCCCUGGCUCCUUCCAGUGUCUGGCCUGUGGCCCCGGGUUCAAGGCGGCUGGCGGGAGGUGUCUGGAUGUCAACGAGUGUCAGAUGCCUGGGGUGUGUGCCCACGGCAGGUGUGUCAAUAUGGAAGGCUCAUACACGUGCAUUUGUAACGCUGGCUAUCAAGCCAGCCCAGACAACAACAGUUGCCAAGAUGAGGAUGAGUGUCAGCUGCCAGGAGUCUGCCAUCAGGGCAGGUGUGUGAACCUGGAGGGGACCUACAGGUGUAGCUGUAACCUGGGAUACCAAGCCAGCCAAGACGGCACACUCUGCGAAGAUAUCGAUGAAUGCACAACCAGAAAUGUGUGCCCUUAUGGAAUAUGCACCAACACUGAAGGUUCCUACUCAUGCUCCCACUGCAGGCCGGGAUAUGUUCGUUCAGCAAAUGGACAGAGAUGUGAAGAUGUGGACGAGUGUGCUCAGGGGACAGUUUGUCCAGGUGGGGUCUGCACCAACACAGAGGGCUCUUUUACCUGUGAGCAGUGCCAAAGGGGCUAUAGGCUUUCCCAGGACAAGCGGAGGUGUGAGGAUGUGGAUGAGUGUCUCACUCCUUCUGUGUGCCACAAUGGGAUUUGCCUGAAUGCUGAGGGCUCCUACUCCUGUGUCCCCUGCCCCAGUGGCUACAUCGUGUCUGCUGACGGAGAGCUUUGUGAAGACAUCGAUGAAUGCACGUCAGUCACAACGUGCCCCACGGGAACCUGCAUCAACACGGAAGGUUCCUUCAGGUGUAUCACCUGCGGGCCUGGCUUCAGAAUGGCGGAGGAUGGGCAGUGUGAAGACGAGGACGAGUGCGCGCAGCCGGGCGUGUGCCCGGGCGGGGUGUGCCGGAACACAGCCGGCUCUUUCUCCUGCAUGGCCUGUGGAACGGGCUUCAGGGUGUCUGCGGACGGCUCCGUGUGCGAAGACGUGGACGAGUGCCUGGUGGCCAACGUGUGUCCCGGCAGGCUGUGCCGUAAUUCUGCGGGCUCGUUCUCCUGCAGCAGCUGCGGGCCGGGGUACGCGCUGAGCGAGGACGGGUACGGCUGCGAAGAUAUAGACGAGUGCCUGUCCCCUGGAGUGUGUCCGUCAGGCGUGUGCACCAACACGGAGGGCUCCUACUCCUGCGUGUUCUGUGAUGCUGGCUACACCCUCAGCGCCGACAGACAAACCUGUGAUGCGGUGGAAGGAGCCACAGCUGGGCAGGAGAUUUCGCUCGCUCUCCCUCGCCCUCCCUCGCUCUCAGACGUGGACGAAUGCGCCGACGGGAACACGUGCUCAGGGGGCCAGUGCCUGAACACGGACGGCUCCUUCCACUGCGUGUGCGAGGCCGGCUUCAAGUUCCACCCGGAGACGGGCCAGUGCAAAGACAGGGACGAGUGCAAGGAGUACGGCAGCAGCGUGUGCGGGUCCUGGCACUGCGAGAACACCCUGGGCUCCUACCGCUGCUUCAUGGGCUGCCAGCCGGGCUUCCACGGCCAGGACGCCGGAGACUGCGACAUCGACGAGUGUGUCAACGAGACGAUCUGUGGAGACCACGGGUUCUGUGAGAACACGGACGGCUCGUACCGCUGCCAGUGCGACCUGGGGUAUACCGACUCCCCCGACGGCCCGGGGUGUGUGGACAUCAACGAGUGCGAGAUGAGCACAGCGCUGUGUGGGCAGUUCCUGUGUGAGAACGUGGAGGGAACCUUCCUGUGUAUCUGCCCCAAUGAGAACGAGGAAUACAUCCCGGCCACCGGCCAGUGCCUGAGCCGCUCGGGGAUGAUGGACCCCAUAGAUGACCCCGAGCUUGCCCCGGGGCCCUCUGAUGACGAGGAGAGGAAGCAGUGCUACUACAACAUCAACGACGCCAACUUCUGCGACAACGUGCUGUCCCGCAACGUCACCAAGCAGGAGUGCUGCUGCACGGUGGGGGCUGGCUGGGGGGAUAACUGCGAGAUCCACCCGUGCCCCUUCCCCGGGAGAGCGGAAUUCAGCCAGCUGUGUCCGCACGGCAGGGGCCUGCUCCCCCUGAGGGGUCCGUCCCAGGGCUUCGGCCAGCAGCUCUUCAAAGAUGCGGACGAGUGCGAGAUGUUUGGGCCUGAGAUCUGCGAGACGGGCCGCUGCUCCAACUCGUACUCCACGUACUCCUGCUUCUGCCGCACGGGCUACUACUACGACACCGUCCGGCUGGAGUGCGUGGACCACGACGAGUGCCUGGCGGAGAACACCUGCGUGGACGGCAGCUGCUUCAACACCGCCGGCUCCUUCAACUGCUUCUGCAGCCCGCCCAUGAUCCUGGACCACACGCGCCGGCGCUGCGUCGCUGUCAACGGCUCCGAGGAGAGCCACGACCCGGACGAAGACUACCACGUGGACAUCUGCUGGCAGGGCCUGACAGGGGAUAACAUGUGCUCCGACCCCCUGGUGACCAAGAGGACCACCUACACGGAAUGCUGUUGUCUGUUUGGAGUGGCCUGGGGCAGCCAGUGUGCCUUCUGUCCUGAGAGGAGCUCUAAUGACUAUGCCUCGCUAUGCAACCUGCCCAGAAGGAUUCUAGAAGAUACCGACAGCCUGCGGGAGAGGCCGGGCUAUGAGUACGGGCCUGACGGGUCGGAGGGCCCCGACGGCGCCCUCUACUGGGGCGGUUACGUGCCUGGCGGCCGCGGCAGCUACUACAACACUCCGGGAUCUGAGUACGGGCCCCAAGACCCCCAGCCAGGCUCCUUCUACCCCGGGCCGGACUCUAGCGAUGACUACGGCUCCCGCGAGGCGGCAAGGAGCCCUGUACUCCGGCCCAGAGAGUUCCAGCCCCACCUAGUGGACCCCUACAGCGAGCGCUACGACGGCUUCGAGGGGCUGCAGGCGGAGGAGUGCGGCGUCCUGAACGGCUGUGAGAACGGGCGCUGCGUGCGCGUGCGCGAGGGCUACACCUGCGACUGCUUCGACGGCUACGAGCUCAACCUGGCCAAGAUGGCCUGCAUCGAUAUCGACGAGUGCAAAGACAUCGGCGACAAGGUGCCGCUGUGCAAGAACGGGGCGUGCGCCAACACGGAGGGCUCGUACCGCUGCACCUGCCUGCCCGGCUUCCAGGCCUCCGCCAGGCCCCACGAGUGCAUCCCAGAAGCCCCUGCGUCCUCCCAGAGAGAGGCGGGAAAGUGAGGGCGUGUCGCGGCGCAGUUCUCCGUGCUCUCGCCCAAUCCUCCCCCUCCCUCCUUCCCUCCGUCUCUCUGCCCGCACCACCGCCCCCCAGCCCUCUCCCUGGGCUUGGCACUAAACUUUCAAUAGAACAGCAGGAAUGUCAGCCCUCCCCUCAGAACAGAUACACACACACACACACGCCGCAACACACACACACAACACACACACGCAGACACACACACACACCACACACACACACACAGACACACGCACGCAGACACACACACACACACACACACACACACACACGAGGACCCGGGUGGGAAAGAGCUGUGCAGUGAAUGUAUUGCAUGGGAUUUGUUACUUUGCUCUGUUUGCAUUUGCCUUAAAGGGAUCUCUAUGAGGAUUGACUCCAGGCAUUCCACUCCUCGCUCCAGCCCUAAUAGUCCAAUCGGGUUCGCUCACAUUUUCCUGUCCUCAUACGGAGCUUCAUGUACAUACACUUCUUUGGACAUUUUUUUCUUUCGUUCUAUGAAUUAUUUAUUUCUUUUAGAGUAUAAAGCUUUUUAAACUAAUAGUGCUAAAUUAUGUUUUGUAAAAAAAUAUAUAUAUAUAUUAUAUAAUGAAUAAAUUCUGACUGGUCAUGUGGUUUUAAUUAUGAUUGUUCUGGAAAGAUACAGCCCUUACAAAAACAUCCUGGAGGACAGGCCAGUUCCUCUGUGGUCCUAUUGGAUGUUUUUGUAAGAGUGUAAGGAAAUGGCACAGAUCACAACCAUAAAAGCAUCUGUAACCAGUGUUCACUGUACCCAGCUCUUCACCACUCACAAGUCCUCAAGCGAUUAUGUAAGGGCAGUGAUGUUUCAUAUCUGCAGACACUUGGGUUUUAAAUUCCAUUUUCUUCACGAUCUUUGUAUCCACAAGCACAAAGCAGGAAAACCAGUUUUGACGACAAGCUCACCUCACAGUAGCCCACGUUUCCACCACUGGAACAUACAGUAUACAGCAUAACGGUCCUUUAUUUUGCUAUAGCCACUCAUGUUUUUGCGUAAAUACAUUAUGCACCUUCAUAUUAUGGAAAACGAUUCAGUGUUGUUCUUUUUCUACCGUAAUUUUGGUAACAAGAUCUAUCCAUCCCUGCACAUAUUAACAGUGAGCAUGUGCGUGGUGUCGAGCCCUUUUCACUCAUUGGCUGUGUUUGAAUGGUCAGCGAAAUGGCUUCUUCACGGAAGCCCACAGAUGAUUCAGACAGAAUGACCUACAGAUCUUUAAGAGCACAUUAUGUUAUCCAGGCUCUGCUAAAGCUAGAAGAUUGUUUCACAAAGGAAAAGGCGUACCCUUGAGGACACACCAAGACACAAACAUCUUAACUCCCACUAUAACCUAGAUACAUGGUCCCUAAUGACCUCUUCUGCUGGAGGUGGAGUUGAUCUCGAGUGGCGUUGGUGUCAAGAGGCAGUAUUUGGAGGAUAAACAAGGUCUUGCCCAACCAACACAAUGUUCGUUCAAUGUUCCUCUGUCUAAUGCAACAUUACAAUACUACAAAUUACAGCAACUGUAACAUAGUCAUUGCAAGAAUGGUAUGUGUUAGUUGGGAAGUGGCGUAAAUGUAUAUGGUGAGCUAUUUUAUGUUUGAUGGUUUUUUACAAGCCAGCCUUUGCUACACAGCUUGUGCGGGCAUAUGUAAGGACAUUCAACAUGUAUUAGCACACAUGCAGUAAGACUAAAGAUACAAUGCUCAAGCUCUCCAUUAAAUGUUUACAGAGUGCAUUCACAUUGUGUUUGUCAGAUCCCAUGUAAGAUCAUUCCCACAGAUGCAGACCAGAACGGGAGAUACUAGAGCAUUGUUGAAGGGGUUUGGAAUAUUUUGUACAGAUCUAGUAUUAUGUAAUUAAAUUCUUUGUGAUAUAUUCUAACUAGAUAUAUAGCACAACCAAUAUUUUUGCUUGACAAAAAUGAAAAAGAACCAAAAAAACAUUCAAUAUAAUGACUUAGCUAUGUAGAUUUUAUAUCUCUGUAAAAUUGUUGUUUUUUUAACAUAUCUUUUAUGUAUGAGAAAAAUGGUUUACACUGUACCAUAGAAAGUGUAUGUAUCCUGCCCUGUGGAGCAGACAUUGGAAAUCAUUUUGGGGCUUGGCAGUACUCUGUAUCUAGCACAGUCUAAAUGUGGUGCCACUGAUGUGUGCAAGCAGUCAACCCAAUCACUUAACGAGUGAUCUAUGCCAUUGCAAUUCUGCAUCAAGGAUAAACGAGAGAUUAAAUGCUUCAUGUCUUUCACAAUACAUCUGGAUCAGAGUGGUACAUCCCAGGGAAAAGAGCACAGAUGUUUUGCUUUACAAAAUGCCUCACACUUGCUGAUGGAGCAAAAAAAUAUAUACAAAUAAAAAGAGAUCACAUUUCUUUUAUAUUCUGGCUUUUGAGUAUGAACAACAAAUGACAGCUAUCUCUCCAAAGUGCUAACAUGGUGUCUGUGUCUAGAGAGAUCUUGCCAGCCUCUAAAAAUAACGUGUCUUUUGUAUUAUUGGAUGUUGCCUUUUUCAAUGACUGAUGCCCUCAACCUGCAUUCGAUAAAGAAGGAAUUCUGUAUGCAGUGGCUACUACAACGUAGACAGUACUGUAUACUUCCCUUCAUGUAAUUAGACUAAUGAGACUCCCUUUGAGGUAAAGCAAGGGGUGAUGGUUUUUUUGUUUGUUUUUUGGUGGGGUGGGGUUAAAUACAUAAAUUAUAGGAUGAAGGGGAAGUCCCUCUGUUUGAAACUGGUCUGGAAAUAUUUUUUUGUUCAUUCUUCAUGUUUGCCUCUAACUGUAGUCACUUUCAGUCAUGAAAAUAAAAUUCAAAAGAAAAUAAAUAAA